UGCUGGGGCAAUGCAAAAUGCAGAUAUUGUAAAUUUCUGCAUUCAUCAAAGGAGUCUGAUUUAGAACACAAUGUGAUCAAGGCCCUUGACUCAGUCACACUAGAAUCAAAUGCACAAUAUUCUAUUGGAUCUCAGAGGUUCAUGGAUGCAUAUCAGAAGGGUCUGAAUGGACAACAGGCAGCAUGGGCUGCAAAGUGCUACCACAGGUCAUCGUGUACUCCCUGA
Suillus subaureus is the source of this 225-nucleotide messenger RNA. RefSeq lists its product as uncharacterized. The transcript is spliced from 2 exons. The record is from RefSeq and is a predicted model, not a curated record. Lineage: Eukaryota; Fungi; Basidiomycota; Agaricomycetes; Boletales; Suillaceae. The annotation marks the transcript as partial.